This is a messenger RNA of Photinus pyralis (common eastern firefly), 1212 nucleotides long. RefSeq lists its product as uncharacterized. The transcript is spliced from 6 exons. The record is from RefSeq and is a predicted model, not a curated record. The coding region runs from base 103 to 1125 and encodes 340 amino acids. NCBI's taxonomy places the organism in Eukaryota, Metazoa, Arthropoda, Insecta, Coleoptera, Lampyridae.
CAAACGUCACUUGUCGCUUGUCUAAAAUUUCACAUUUAAAUAUACCUACAUUUAGAUUAUGGUACAGGCGAUCAUAGUAAAUAAACAUCACUUGCGUGCCUAAUGAGUAAAAACCCAAAAAAAUGUAAUCUCUCAUGCGUCUUGUGUUCUUGUUUUACCGGCAAUAACGAAACAAGUGAAGAAGAUUUUGAGCACAUCUCCGAAAACGAGCCGUUUGAUUAUGUUGUUGAAAAGCUGUGCAUUAAGAAGUUACCCUUACGAACAUUUGCUACGGCCGAAGAUGUUGAAAAUUACAAUAAGAAAUUAACGCUACUUAACGAAGUUGCAUCGCCAAUGACAAGGCAAGACCUAAUAGCGGCACCGAGUAAUAUAACAUUUCGCAAAAAUUUAGGUGGUUCUUCAAAAGCGUUUCGCUAUCAGCCAUCACCAAAACCAGUAUCCAUAAACGAUAAAGAAGGUCAGAUAGUUGCGAAAAUACUAAACAAACAUGCGUCUCUUUACACGCUUGAUGAUAAAAAUCCAAUUCCGAAAGAUCCUUUUAAUCCACCAAGAGAUAGAGUAUUAGUCCCAGAAUCAGUUUCCACAGUUUUGCGCCGAAACGCAACCCUUCCUCCAUUGCAAGUUCCGGUCGAAGUUCUCCAUAGACCUACAAGUUCGUUUAAAUAUCCUACCAAUAAGAAACGUAUGACCAGAGACAUUGAAAAAACCAUUAACGCACUUAGAGUAGCUCCAAGAUCUCCUACUGCAGUGCAACCUCGAAACCAAAUUAGCGCAAUCUCGGUAACGCCAGUAGAUGUUAAUGAAAGCACUGAAAGCGAGAGUUCUUUGUAUACUUCGAGUCAAGCAUCACUACUACUGGACACCAACACAGUUUUUAAUUAUAUAAAAAGUAAUGAUCCUGAGUCGAUAAUGGCGACCGUUGAUCUUGAAACUAGAAGUUCAAUAGACAAUAAGCAAUCCGUCGACUCCUUAGAAGUUAAUCACGAUGAAGACGAACAAGGCUCGCAAUACGAUUCGAAGUCACAGCAACAACUACCAUUUCAAAAUUUUAAAUGGAAAAUUAUAAUCAAACGUCAUUCAGACAAAACUCAAGGCGCCUCCAAAGUGGAGAAUUUCCAUCAGUAAGUAGAUACUAUAGCCCAAAUUAUAAAUUAAGAUAGAACUUGGACGGAUGGUAGAUGCAACUGCUAGCAGCAUUGGUGUAGGCAAGAG